Messenger RNA from Schistocerca nitens (vagrant locust), 4197 nucleotides. RefSeq names its product pleckstrin homology domain-containing family M member 2 (gene prd1). The record is from RefSeq and is a predicted model, not a curated record. Bases 122 to 3526 code for a protein of 1134 amino acids. Gene Ontology annotation, biological process: regulation of protein localization; positive regulation of membrane tubulation; lysosome localization. Gene Ontology annotation, molecular function: kinesin binding. The transcript is spliced from 19 exons. Lineage: Eukaryota; Metazoa; Arthropoda; Insecta; Orthoptera; Acrididae. Gene Ontology annotation, cellular component: endosome membrane.
CGUCGUGUGGUCUGGUGCGGACCAACCUAACGUGAUUUGUGCUCUGUAAGGCAGCUGACAUGUAACAAAUUCAGCUUUAGUAUCAAAAAUUGGAGCCGUCGUCCGAAACGACGUGGCUAAAAUGGAGUUACACGACGAUAAUUCCGCUGUUAAGGAUCGCAUCUUGGAAGACAUCAGGAAGGCGAUCAAGUUGCUCCACCAGCAGGAGGUGCAGCAGCUGAAGCGGGACGCGGCAAGCUGCGCGCCGUGCCCUGCGAGUGCUGCGCUGGUGAGCCACCUGGACGCCGGUCUGCGGCACGGCCUGCGCGAGCAACGCCCCGGGUACUGGCCGCUCGUCGCGGACGUCUCGCACUCGGAAACCCGGCGCACUCUGGCCGGCAUCUCCUCGCCUUCAUCCAGGGGGAAGGCGUGGGUGCAGCUGGCCGUGUCGGAGGGCUCGCUGCGCAGCCACCUGCAGUGCGCGCUGUCGGACCGCGAGGCGCUGGCGCGCCACUACGGGGACCGCGCACUGCUGCGCGACCACGCGCGCUCGCAGCUGCUGCUGCAGCUGGUCGGGGUCGCGGACGCCGUCGCCGGGGGGCUGCUGCGACAGCAGGCACUGGAAUUGCGAAAACCGGCAGAAGAGGAAUCUGGGAAAAGCACUCCGGGAGCAGGUGCGACGGGCCCCGACCCUCUGAUGAUGGCGUCGGUCACGUCGUCGCUGGCAUCGCCUGUAGACUCCGGGGUCGCCCUGCUGGAUAGCGACAGCGAAGCGACCACGGCCAACGGGGAGCCGGACGACGGGUCGAGUCUGCGGGAGGUGGAAGCCGCAUUCCACGACACGGAGGGCACCACACCUACGCCGUCUCCGGCCUGCCCGCCGCCGGUCGCCGUCGUGGAGAGCUGCGGCUCGCCUGCCGCGGAGACUCCUGUCGGCAGCGAAGGCUCGUGCGACGCGUUCGUGUACCCGAACUCGGACCCCGAAAACGUGCAGGACGCCGUGGAGAGACAGGUGCUGAACGAGAUCGCGCGACGCUUCAAGGAGAGCAACUCCCCCAGGAGAAAGGUGGACAGUAGCACAAAAGCUGGUACAAACCAACCUGCUGACACAAAUAAGAUGAGCGAGCCUAUCAUUACGAUGUGCAACGAAAAGAAGUACCAAAUGGAGGAAAAGUGUGAUCUUAUGAACAAGGAAGCCAGCGUAAUGUGCGACAGUGAAGCCAAGAACAAUGAGAAGAACCGCAUCUACCACUCACCAGAUAACAAGCAGCUAGAAGCGGCAGUUGGCGACACGGACGGCAUCGUCUUCCGGAGGCACCGCCGCCGCCGCAAGGGCAACGGCGACCCGGCGACCCCGAAACGCGUCUCCUUCCAUGGGGACGUGGGUGUGGGCGGGGCGACUGCCACGCACGCGCAGGGGCAGCAGUUCUCGGCGAGCUUCAUGCCUGCCCACCCCGUCGUCAAGAAGGACGUCGUGCCCGGCAGGUACAGCUGGUGCGCCGAAGGCGACGCACCGUUUGUGGAGCGCCGAGACGGGGGAGCGGGAGGCACUCGCUCCGACGUGCUGCUGGCGUCUUCCACGUCUUCUGUGGCGACGACUGAUACGACCGGGACAGAAGGUGCAAAAGAUGCGGAGGUCAGGGCCUCGACUGACAGCCUCGAGGUGUCGGAGGAGCGCGGCAUCCCCGAGGGGCGGGAAGACCCCCCCAGGCCGGCGGGGACGGACCGUGGCGGCUACCGGCCCUCUGGCAGUGGUGUCGCCAGCUGCGGCGCCCUGACGGCAGGAGCCGACGACAGUGCAAUAGCGGCAGCAGCCGCCGCCGCCGGGUCUAGGGGAGGAUGCUUUGUACUCAGCGCCUCUCUUGCAAAAUUUGCCUCCAUGGCUUCUUCCAUAGACUACUGGUCAUCAGACGAAGCGGACGGUGACGAGUCUGCCCUCACGGACAAGCGCCAGUCUGUACUCUCUGUCGCGUCGUCAGCUCCGAGUCUGAAAGCUCGCAUAAGCCAACGGCGGCUGACAGCUCUCUCGCAGAAGCCGUCAAAAGCUCCUCUCCUCCAGAGGGCGGUCGCCCUCGCGGCCGCCGACGCGACGUUCGCCGCGGAAAUGCGCCAGCUUGCCGCGCAGAAGAUUUCUGCCGCAGCUGCCGAGGCGGACUGCGGGCCUCCCGGCGAUGUGGAGCUGGACCGUGAAAUUGCACAGAAAGCGUUCUCUGCGACUGUCUUCUGUCGGCCUACUGAGACACUGUACAAGGUGUACAAGGUGAGCAGCUCCUACUGGUCCCCGGACGGGGCAGGCCCCCGCCCGCUGCUGCUGCUGCUCACCGACUGGGGCGUCUACGUGUGCGGCCUCAGAGCCAACCUGACCUACUGUGCCGUGCUUGCUCUCGCCUACAGGGACUUGCACACUGUCAUUGCGGGCCCGCGGCUGCAGACGUUGAUCCUGGUUCCGGAUCCCGUGACACACCCACUGCCGCCACUGGCCCUGGCGACGCCAGACGGCGACUGCGCACGCUCGCUGCUCUGCCACCUGGACGUGGCGGCGCGCCGGGCGUCCGCCUCGCAGAAGGUCCCCGGCGGCCCCAGGGCGCGGCUGCUGCUCCCGGUGCGGGGCGGACCGACGGCUCCGGCAGUCGCGGAGGUGUCGGCGGACGACAUGGCGCGCCUCAAGGCACAGCUGGACGUGGAGGAGAUGGUGCACUACGCACUGGUGCGCGUCCAGGACGAGCAGCUGAGCCCGCCCUCGACCCCGCUGGGUCCGCAGCGACAGGGAUACCUGAUGGCGCGCGCCUCCGAGGAUGAGCCGUGGCGCCCCGCCUUCUUCAUACUCAAGGCGGGCGUGCUGUACCAGUUUGCGGACCAGGCGCAGCGCCUGCCUCUGAGCGCCCUCCUGCUGGGGGGUGGGCACUGCCUGGGGGCGCGCCGUAUCGCCGUCGCCCACGCGCGCCCCCACUCCUUCGAGCUGUGCACCGCGGCCGACGGGGACGGCUCCGGUGCGGCGGUGGAGGGCCGCGACAGGCGCGUGCUGCAGAUGGCGGCCGCCGACGAGUACGAGGCCUCGGAGUGGCUGCAGGCGCUGGUCCAGGCUGCGUCUGGGCUGUACGAGGUGGAGCGGGCGGAGACGGUGCCGUGCUCGGUCGUACUGACGCCGACGUCGGUGCUCACGUGCCGCGAGCACUGGUGGCCGCGCUGGGUGGGCGUCGGCAGCCCCGGGGGCGGCGCGGAGGGGCGGCGCGGGCGGGCGGAGACCCUCGCCCGGGCGCCGCUCGCCGACAUCACGUCCGUCACGGUCGCCACCGACAGUGACAGCUGGUGCAUCCUGGAGUUCUCGUGCCGCGAGGUGCACGCCACGAGCGGAGACUGGGUGCUGUACUUCGCGUCGCCGCGCGAGAUGAUCGCCUUCAGGGAGGCCCUGCGCACGCUCUGGCCUUCCGUGUCGAAGAGAGAGUUCCCGCUGCGCGGCCGGCUGGAGGAAGGUCUGCACCGGCGCUGCGUGGAGACGGCCCUGCAACUCGCUGCCGCCUGGGACCAGCUGCUGCCACUCGGCUAGCUGCGGAUGAAUGCUGGGCAUUGGAAGGGUGUCUCUCUGUAAUGUGGACAGGUGUGGCGCAGAACAGAUGGUUGAGGAGCGGGAGUGUCUGCCAAAAAGUGGGCCUCGGCCACUCCCCAGCUCUUCUGAUCGCAUUCCUGACCUUUUUCGCUACAGUUCCUGAGAUUUGCCUCUUCUCUUCUGACCACGUAUCAAUAGUGCUAUGCCAGUUAGCAGGAAAACAACUCUGCAGCCGACAAAAUCGGUAAUCCUAAAAGGAAAAGGGUAUACUACAAUACUAGCCAGAGCCUUAUCUGUGACGUUUCGUCUUCUGCUCUGUAUAUAAGAUAUCUCAAAAUCUACUGUUUCUUUCUCUCAUGUUAAAAUUCUUAUUUAGACACUCUGUGCUCAUUCCCUACUGUUAUCUUAUUGUCAUUGUUAGUAACUAUAUGCAUGAAAUUAACUAGGAUUAAUCGUGUAUGUAAAAUUCAUCGAAAGUAUUGUACGUACUUGUUACCGGCCAUUCUCAAAGCAGUGCAAACCAGAGUCAGUGCUAUUGACAGGACUCAAAUAUGUAUGUCCCAUCAGUCUGAGCUUCUCGAACCAGAGUCUACUUUUACAGGAGUACAAUACAUUUGACCAGGGUGAGUACAAUACGACAAAUUAUAAAGAAACUCAUAAAGGUUGGGAUC